ACACAAAAGCACAACAAUACAGAAAACAAGGACGGACCUUAAAUGAAAAGGCUGAAUUUUGAUAAGAAUACAAUAUAAUUAAUGCGAAAAGUAUCUAAUUUGUUCCCGAACGAUACCCGGCUUUCAUACUAAACAUAAUUGUAUCAAUAACUUACGCAAAAGUAAUAAAUAUUGCAAAGAAAAGCGGAUUAACAGAUGCACGGACUGGGCCGGGCGGGCGCACGGACAUAAAUGAAAUGACUGAAUUUUGAUAAGAAUACAAUAUAAUUAAUGCAAAAAGUAUCUAAUUUGUUCCCAAACGAUACCCGGCUUUCAUACUAAACAUCAUUGUAUCAAUAACUUACGCAAAAGUAAUAAAUAUUGCAAAGAAAAGCGGAUAAACAGACGCACGGACAGGGCCGGGCGAGCGUACGGACAAAAUAAGAUAGGGAAAAAUUUUCCCAUAAGGUUUUUGUCCGUACGCUGUCCGCGCGGGUAUAGGGAAUGUCCGCGCGGCGCGGAAAUAUCCGCACGCCUGGGAACACUGAUAACAAGGGAGGUUAGGAAAGAUAAAGUUACAUUCUUUUAUCAAAAACACUUUUGUUUUUCCGCCUUUCAGCGGUAAUUAUAUCAUCGGAAGACCCACUAGUUAGUUUUUGAUUGGUUCAACCCAAACUUCUUAUCAUUGUUUUCAUCAAUACAGCCAUUAUUUCUCCCUCCGUGUUCAAAUUUUGCCGGCCGUAUGCUCGGCAUGUCUUUGGGCUUACCCAUGGAUGUAGUAAGAUAACAUCUGCUUCGUUUACGCUAGGAUCUAGAAACUUUGGUACCAUGGUGGGUGUUAAAGAAAAAGUAGAGGAUACCCUUAUCAUCUCUGCUAACGAUGAGCGGAAGUAUAGAGGAUUAAAACUUGAAAAUGGAAUGCAAGUAAUGCUAAUCAGUGAUCCUAAGACGGACAAAGCUGCUGCAGCUCUGGACGUCAAUGUUGGUUUCAUGUAUGAUCCCAAGGAGUUGCCGGGCUUAGCUCACUUUUGUGAACACAUGUUAUUCCUUGGGACUGAGAAAUUUCCAUCCGAAAAUGAUUACAAUAAAUACAUCUCAGAGCAUGGUGGAAUGAACAACGCUUUCACAACUCUUGAUCAUACUACAUAUUACUUUGAUGUGGCUCAUACACAUUUUGCUGAAGCUUUAGAUAGAUUUUCUCAGUUUUUUAUGGCGCCACUCUUCACAGAAUCAAUGAGUGAGAGAGAGGUGCAUGCUAUCCAUUCAGAGCAUGAAAAAAAUAUUCCGAAUGAUACUUGGAGAAUAGACCAGUUCGAUAAAUCAACCAGCAGUGCUGAUCAUGAUUACAAUCGUUUUGGCACAGGAACUCUUGAUACUCUCCUUACCAACCCGAAAGCUAACGGCAUCAACACUCGUGAUGCAGUGAUGAAGUUCCACCAACAGUGGUAUUCAUCCAAUAUCAUGACCCUGGCUAUGCUUGGACGAGAAUCUCUGGAUGAACUGGAAGACUUGUGCAUAAAAUAUUUCCAUCCUGUUACGAACAAGUCUAUUGAAGUUAAAAAGUGGACGGAACAUCCAUUUGGGCCUGACCAACUGCAACUGAAAGCUUACAUCGUUCCAGUCAAAGAUUUGCGCAGUUUGAUUAUUACAUUUCCAUUCCCUGACCUCCGUGACCAGUUUGAAAGCAAACCUGACCAAUAUUUAAGCCAUCUGCUUGGUCAUGAAGGGUCUGGUAGUCUCCUGUCAGCCCUAAGGAGGCGAGGUUGGUGCAACAGUCUUGUAGCUGGAUGUCGAUCUGGUGCUAAAGGUUUCUCAUUCUUUUCUGUGAAUGUUGAUCUGACAGAAGAAGGUAUCGAGCAUAUUGAUGAUAUUGUAACAUUAGUCUUCCAAUAUAUAAAGUUACUGAAAAAAGAGGGGCCUCAAAAAUGGAUUCAUGAUGAGAAUGAACUUCUGGCAAAAAUGCAUUUUCAGUUCAAAGAUAAGGAGUCUCCAAGAAAUUAUGUCACAAGUAUUGUCAGCUUUUUGCAUCGCUACCCAUUAAACCAAACUUUAAGUGGAGCUUACCUAUCACCAAAGUGGGAUCCUGAUCAAAUAGAGCAUAUAUUGGGGCAUCUUUGCCCCUCAAAGGUGAGGAUAAUCGUUGUUGGCAAGAAGUUUGAAAAUGUUGCAAGCGAAACAGAAAAAUGGUAUGAGAUAAAAUACAAACUUGAAAAAAUCCCAACAGAGCAAAUUAAAGCAUGGGAAUCAGUUGAUUUGUGUGAUGAGUUACAACUUCCAGAAAAAAAUGACUUAAUAGCGACUGAUUUUGACGUCCUUCCGUCCAGUGAUUCUGUCUCACAAUUCCCACAAGUCGUUCGCAAAGAGGACUUGAUGCGGGUUUGGCACAAACAGGAUGAUGAAUUCUUACUGCCAAAAGCAAUAGUCACUUUUGAAUUUAUGAGUCCGUUAGCCUACUUGGAUCCAGCUUCAGCUAACAAAACCCAUCUGUUUGUGUGUCUCUUCAAAGAUGCAUUAACGGAGUUUUCGUAUACGGCAGAACUGGCAGGACUCAAAUGGGAAAUGGGGAACACUAAGUAUGGAAUAGUUCUGUCUAUUGGAGGGUACAAUCAUAAACAGGAAGCAUUUCUUGAUGAAAUUAUGCAAAGGUUGGUGUCUUUGAAAAUCGACAAACAGAGAUUCGAAAUUCUGAAAGAGAACCACAUCCGAAAAUUGAAAAAUUUCAAGGCUGAACAGCCGUAUCAGCAUGCUGAAUAUUACUUGUCAGCUCUCCUAUCAGAACAGCAAUGGAUUAAGGAAGAACUUCUAGCUGCAACUGAUUUCUUGACUGUGGAGAGUCUAGAGAAAUUUAUUCCUCAGUUUUUUUCAAACCUAUAUAUAGAGUGCCUUGUCCAUGGAAAUGUACUUGAAAAAACUGCUCUCAAUAUGAGUUCCAUUGUUGAGAAACAUUUAAAGCAGUAUGAGCCCAUAUGACCAUUACUGCCGCGGCAGCGGCUUCUCGUCAGAGAAGUGCAGCUGGCCGAUGCUUCCGAUUUAAUUUAUGAAGCUGAACAUACGCUCCACAAAAGUGGUUGCAUUGAAACAUAUUUCCAGACCGGUGUCCAGACAACAAGAAACAAUGUCCUGCUGGAUCUAGUGGCACACAUCUUACAAGAACCUGCUUCUGAUAUACUCCGCACCAAAGAACAACUUGGUUACAUUGUGUUCACUGGUGUUCGUCGAACUAAUGGUGUUCAAGGCUUCAGAAUCAUAGUUCAGUCUACCAGACAUCCGAUGUACUUAAAUGAACGAGUAGAAGCGUUUCUAAAAACCAUGAAGUCAACUCUUGAAAAUAUGGAUGAAGAGGAAUUCAAAACUCAUGUAGAGGCUUUGGCUGUCUCUAAACUUGAGAAACCAAAAAGUUUAUCAGAACUCUCCUCUAGAUUUUGGUGUGAGAUCAUGAUUCAAGAGUAUAAUUUUGAUAGGCGUAAUACAGAUGUUGCUAUGUUGCGCACAUUGACCAAGCAAGACGUUGUGGAAUUUUUCAGUCAGUUCGAGGAAAAUUCUCCAAACAGGCAUAAACUUUCCAUACACAUUGUAUCCUCUGUUGAUAAAGGACCAGAAGCAAUUGAAGAAACCGAACUUAAGCCCAGCACUGCAGAACGUAUUGUAAAUAUCACACAAUUCAAGGCAAGUCAUAGUUUGUACCCUCUAGGAACUGCUGUGAUUGAUUUCCAGUCUCAUAGCACCAAGUCCAAACUGUGAAUUUUCAGAACUUUUUAAGUAGACUAACAUUGAAUUUUUCUGUCUCUAGGAUGAAAGCCUGCCUAACAAACAUUUUUUGUGAAAUAAAGUUUUUGUGUAAAUAUGAAA
Messenger RNA from Bemisia tabaci, 3828 nucleotides. RefSeq names its product Insulin degrading metalloproteinase (gene Ide). Gene Ontology annotation, cellular component: mitochondrion; cytosol. Gene Ontology annotation, molecular function: metal ion binding; metalloendopeptidase activity. NCBI's taxonomy places the organism in Eukaryota, Metazoa, Arthropoda, Insecta, Hemiptera, Aleyrodidae. Gene Ontology annotation, biological process: peptide catabolic process. The record is from RefSeq and is a predicted model, not a curated record.